Messenger RNA from Cavia porcellus (domestic guinea pig), 842 nucleotides. RefSeq names its product Rab acceptor 1 (gene Rabac1). Bases 122 to 679 code for a protein of 185 amino acids. The record is from RefSeq and is a predicted model, not a curated record. Gene Ontology annotation, cellular component: Golgi apparatus. Lineage: Eukaryota; Metazoa; Chordata; Mammalia; Rodentia; Caviidae. The transcript is spliced from 5 exons.
CCCUGCGGCUCGGGAGCUGCUCCACGUCGGCUCCGCCGGGUGGAGCCAGGCUCCGACGGAGCCGGCGGGGUCUGCAGGACUUCCGGCUGGAUACGGCAGGCGUACCCCUCACAGAGCAGACAUGGCAGCCCAGAAGGACCAGCAGAAUGAUGCCGAAGCGGAAGGGCUGAGCGCCACGACCCUGCUGCCGAAGCUGAUUCCCUCUGGCGUAGGCCGGGAGUGGCUGGAGCGGCGACGGGCGACCAUCCGGCCCUGGGGAGCCUUUGUGGACCAGCAGCGCUUCUCACGACCCCGCAACCUGGGCGAAUUGUGCCAGCGCCUGGUACGAAACGUGGAAUACUACCAGAGCAACUAUGUGUUCGUGUUCCUGGGCCUCAUCCUGUACUGCGUGGUGACAUCUCCCAUGCUGCUAGUCGCUCUGGCUGUCUUCUUCGGCGCCUGUUACAUUCUCUAUCUGCGCACACUGCAAUCCAAGCUUGUGCUCUUUGGCCGAGAGGUGAGCCCGGCCCAUCAGUAUGCUCUGGCUGGAGGGAUCUCCUUCCCGUUCUUCUGGCUGGCUGGUGCAGGCUCAGCUGUCUUCUGGGUCCUGGGUGCCACUCUGGUGGUCAUUGGCUCCCACGCUGCCUUCCACCAGAUCGAGGCCGCAGAAGGGGAGGAGCUGCAGAUGGAGCCUGUGUGAGGUAUCUGCAGCAACCUGUUGGUCUCCUGGGCCAGUCACCAAUCCCUGUCCACCCCUGUCCUGCACCUCCGUGCUGCUCGGGCCAGAAGCACCCGUCUCCUCACAAGUCCAAAGAGGAGCUCCACCUUUAGAAAUAAAGCCGUUACAGUUGCCAUUCAGUAAA